Molecule: messenger RNA, 192 nt
Organism: Phytophthora sojae
Lineage: Eukaryota; Oomycota; Peronosporomycetes; Peronosporales; Peronosporaceae
Exons: 1
Coding region: 1-192 (63 amino acids)
Source: RefSeq, a predicted model, not a curated record
AUGGAAAGCGCGGUACCACCUAGGCCUAAGGUUACGGAGGAGAUGAAAGAAUACAUUCAUCGCAUGGACGAAAACGCUGUACCUCCUCGGCUCAUCUGGAGCGACUUACUGCGCGCACCCGACGUGCCUAAGCCAGUUCUAGGAUACCCGUCCUACACCCACGUUCAGCGCAGUGUGAAGCAUAUACGAUGA